AUGAGACUAAAAAUGAUAGGCAAAUAUAUUAUAUCCUGCUCCUUCAAAUCAGAAAAAUUAAAAUGAAGUGGUUUAUCUUUUUAUUCUAUUAUACACUUGCUUGGGAUUACUCUAGCAAUGGAGGAGACUGGACUGACACGUGCAGUUCUGGAAACAAACAGUCCCCAAUUAACAUUAAGAAAAGCAGCGCAAGCUCUUUAG
Messenger RNA from Blepharisma stoltei, 201 nucleotides. Lineage: Eukaryota; Ciliophora; Heterotrichea; Heterotrichida; Blepharismidae. The record is from the annotation of a GenBank genome assembly.